UAACUUUAACAAUUUCAUCCAAGCCCUAGUUUUUAUUCAGCCUCCCCAAUCGUCUCCAUCUCUAUUCUUGAUCUCAACUCUGAACUUGCCCUCCUCUUUCUCUGUAACUCCCCAGUCGCCUCCAUCUCUCUCUCUGCAACUCCCCAAUUGCCUCCAUCUCUAAUCUCAGUCUCAACGUUGAACUUGCGCCCCCCUCUCUCUAUGCAACUCCCCAAUUAUAAUGACACGUGCCCCUCCUCCUCAACCACCCCUCUCUCUCAGCAACUCUGCCUCCAAUCUCUCUAUCACUUCUCUCACUUUCUCUCUCUACGUACAUAUACUAUACCAGUUUUGAUUGAUCAGAAUGGUGAAGCUUGCAUCGGCCCAAGAGAGUCAGAUAUACGGACCCCAGCUGGCUCAAAACCGGUCCGAGUAUAUAAACGCCGGCCUAUACAUGUUCGCCACCAUUGUUCUUCUCUAUAGCUUCGCGGUUCGGCUCGCCAGCGAGCCGAAAUUGGGUUUGGUUCUUCUACUUCUAGGCUUAGCUCUCAUAAUCUUUGUGAACGUUCAUGAUCUCCUUGCUCAUCUUGCCGGCAUCGAUUAUCGGUUGCCAUUGAUGGAAUUCGAUGUCCAGCUUGGCCUCAUCGAGUUCGCCGUCCCCGUGGUUCAGAUUACAGCUACACUUCUCUAUUUCUUGGGGAUUCUUUUUAUUUUCAUUCAGGUUGAGAUUGCGAAGUUGCUGUUGGAGGUCGGACAGACCCAUCUGUUACAGCAUUGGCCUGAGCCUGGCAUCGAUGACGAUGAGAAGCUAGCUUUCUUCGAUCAGGUUGCUCGACUUAAUGCAAACUAUCCUGGUGGGUUGGCAUCAUAUAUCAAAACUGCCAGAGAACUCCUAGCAGAUUCAAAGGCGGUGAAGAACCCAUUUGAUGGUUUUACACCUUCUUUAAGUUAACUUACUUUUGAAAUUUGUUCUGAAAUUAUGUUAAUAUAUUCUUUACAUUUGCAACUUAUGGGUCUUGUACACGUUUAUAAUCAUUUUUAAUUGACCCAAAUUAUGCUAAUGUAUUCUGACAACCAUUACACCCUCAAUUGUAUGGUCAAAGUAAAUUAGUAGUUUGAUGUGAUUAGACUCAACUAAUUAAAUGGUAGAUUGAGGUGUAUUGUCUACCACUCAAUAUUAGAUAGAUUGCUAAAUGAUUUACGAGAUUUAUAGAUAAUAUAAGUAAUGCAUCAAUACUAAAAACCAACUGGAGAAGAAGAAUCCUCAUAGCUGAACUCAAGUAAUGGGGAUUCAGGUUUGAGCUGAGUUGUAUAAGUAAAACAUCAUAAAUAUGGAAAAGCUAAAGCAUCAUAAAGUGUACUUUACACUUUCUCCUUUUCUCAUAUAACCCAAUUUUCCAUUACUCAUCUUAAUUUUCAAUUUUCAACUCAAUUUUGCAGAUAUAUAACUAAUUAUAUUAGUAGUUGAUAGAAGGAUUUAGAUGUUAAUACUCAUCUUAAAUUUCUAAACUUCCCAUAGGAGAUUGUCGUAUUAUCAUGGAGCUAGAGUAUAAUAAGGCUACAAAUGAAAAAAUUUGAUUAUGAAUAGUUUGAUUAAUCAGGUUUGGCUAAGCUAACAGGAUCAUUCAAGUUUGUUGUAAAACAAUAUUAUACUGCACAAUUGGCCUUUACCUAGAUAAGAUUGUGGAAAAAGAAGGUAUUCAGCUUUCUCGUGCAGAUUUAUUCAUUCACACACAUAUAAAUAAGGAUGGCAAUGCUACUGUUGCUGCUGCUUCGGAGAUGAUUAUAAGUUUUCAUGCUUCCAUUUUGCAAAAAAUGGGUCACGUGCCUUGAAGUGACCAAUUUUUAAACUCUUUGCGGUGUAUUAGGGGGUCACAUGCCUUGAUGUGACCAAUUUUUAAAUCAUCGGCCCGUGUGGAGGCAUUUUAAUUUCAUUGUUUAUCAUCGGCUCGUGUGGAGGCAAUUUACUUUCUUGUAUUUUUUGAAAAGCAUGGGAGUAUGGGAUCAUUGUAUGUGGAGGCUUCUUGUUGAUUGAUUUGUGUUGUGGGGGAGAAGUAUUUGUUAUUAAUCUUGAAGGGAUAAUGAGAAUUAGUUUCUUUUGAAUAGAAAAAUAAGACAAAAUAAUCCCAUCAACCAUCUAAGGUGAAUUUACCACUCUUCACUAAAAUAUGCACUCAACAGUACAUUCACCUAUACCAUUAAUAUAUUAAUUUACUCCAAUAUCUCACAUUUUCUUAAGUUUUAAAUCUCACUUUUUUUAGUAUUUCUCGCUACUAGCUAAUUGAAAUUUAUUUUUACAAAUCAUGUAAGAUUCAUUUUAGUCAUUUAAAAUCUAUAAUCAUAUAAAAUGCAUUUACAACAAACAUAUUAGUAUUGUGAUUUUAAUUUACAAUGAAAUUAAUGUUAAAAAAUUUAAAUUAUUAACGGUUCACAUAAAACUUUCGAAUCAUUAUAGUGACACCAGUUCGUUUUUCAUUGCCUAUGACAUAAUGUAAUGUUGAUAUAUUGUAAGGGACAAUGUCUCUAAACUAGUGAAGUUCAUUGAUCUUCCCAAAUUCCUUAGAAAAUUUCUCAUAAAUGUUACUAGUCUUUACUAAAUAUAUGUUUACUUAUGCCAAGAUUUCAUGUAUCUUGUUUUGUUAUUUUGAAGGGUUAUAAUUCUUUAAAUGCUCCUCCUAGAGUAUCCCCAAAUUCAUUUUCUAGUCGUGAUGCCAAUUCAAUUAAGGGUAAUUCAAAUCAAAUGGCCUAGAAGAAGACUUGUUGAAGUUGAAGUUGAAGCUGAAGCUGAAGAUGGGGUCGUGGCUGUGCUUUCAGUCUUUUCCUUCGCCUUGGAUGGGUUCUUUUUGAAAAACUUGUACUACAUUUGUCAAAAAUACUACAUUCUUUUUGUGUGACAUUUAGUAGCUUUAUCUAGACAAUUUGGAUAGUAUUUUCAUAUUGGUAGGUUAACUUGUGGUUGUAUUAGUAUACAUUUUGGCUUUUUGGUUGACAUUUACCAGCUUUAUCUAUCAGUAGCCAAUUUCGAUGGUAUUUUUCAUAUUGCCAGCAGGUUAACUUGUGGUUGUAUUAUGUAAAAAUAAUUUGGAUGGUAUUUUUAUAUUGACUGGUGUUAUAUUGGAUGAUUUUUUUUUUCAAAAACAAUAAAGGGGGAGGAAAAAAAUAUAUAUAUAAAAUGACCAUUUACCAGCGCUUUUUUAAGAAGCGCUGGUAUAGGGGGGGAGGAAAAAAAAAUUAAAAAAAAAACUAAAAUAACCUUACCAGCACUUUUUGGAAAAGCGCUGGUAAAUAUCUUUUACCAGCGCUUCUGCAGAAAGCGUUGGUAAAGGCCUUUUACCAGCGCUUUUACAAAAAGCGCUGGUAAAUACCCUAUGCCAGCGCUUUCUAGAAAAGCGCUUGUAAAAGGCCUUUACCAGCGCUUCUGGAAAAGCGCUGGUAAAGGCCUACCGACACAGGCUUUACCAGUGCUUUUCCAAAAGCGCUAGUAAAACGCUGGUAAUUGAAUUAGCAGCGCUUUUUAAGACUUUUACCAGCGCUUUUGAGCGCUGGUAAAAGCCAGAACUGUUGUAGUGAAUGGUGAAAAGUUUUUAUUUUUCUUUUUAUGAAGCAAAUAUAUACAAAAUGUAAGAAAAACAAAGAAUAACAUGUAUGAACAAAAUAUAAAAAGAAGAAUAAAGAAAGUAAAAUGCAAUCAAAGAAUAUGUAUAAUGCAAGAAAUGAAAAACAAAAAAUAUGUACCAAUUUUUAUUUUAUUAUUAUUAUUAUUUUUUUUAAGACAUGCAAAGAAAAACGAAAAAUGUAAGAAAGAUAAAGAAAUAAAAAUGAAAAUGAACAUGUAUGAUAUAAGAGAUAAAAGACACAAUGUGUCAUGUGGGUGCUAAGUUUAACGUCUCUAACAAGACGGAAUGCUACAUUGAAAAACCGUUUUUUUUUUUUCUUAGACAAAACAAAUAUGUACACAAACAAAAAUAAAAAGGCAAGUAAAUAACAAUGCAAGGAAAUAAAGAAUGCAAAGAAUAAUAAUUUAAAAAUUUUUUUUUUUUCUAAAUUAAGAAAAAUUAAAAAUUAAAGUUAAAUAAAAUAUUUUUGGAUUUUUUUGGAAAUAAGUUAAAAGGAAAUAAAUAA
Molecule: messenger RNA, 4101 nt
Organism: Cornus florida
Lineage: Eukaryota; Viridiplantae; Streptophyta; Magnoliopsida; Cornales; Cornaceae
Exons: 5
Coding region: 344-931 (195 amino acids)
Source: RefSeq, a predicted model, not a curated record